AUGGCCUUUCUCUGGUUUUUCUUAAUCAACAUUCCUUCCAUUAUCUUGCUGUCCAACAUUUCGGCGAAAAAUCCAUUGAUUUAUCGCGCAGUUUUUUUAGACGUGCUGAAAUUGUGCGACUUCGGGCUGGCGGAGAGAUUUGUCAACCAACAGGGCGACUAUAAACUGAUGGACGCCGCCCGCGGGACGCAGCCUUAUAUGGCGCCGGAAAUGAUCAGCGGACUGUGGCGCCCUGAACCAGCCGACAUCUGGAGCUGCGGCGUUGUGCUGGCCGUCAUGCUGAUUGGUGCUCGGCCAUGGGACUCCACCCUGAGUCAGCGGUUUCUGGAAUGGAUACCGUUUAAGACCUGGCAGAGCGAACAGGGGAAACGGAUGGAAAGCGGAGCACUAUGUAAGCUUUUCCGUCAUUAUGUGCUGUCGUUGAAGGUCAAGGUUUAG
Messenger RNA from Soboliphyme baturini, 438 nucleotides. The record is from the annotation of a GenBank genome assembly. Lineage: Eukaryota; Metazoa; Nematoda; Enoplea; Dioctophymatida; Soboliphymatidae.